GCGGUGGGGGUCAGGUGCUCCGGCCCGGGUCGCGUGCAGGUGCGCUGGUGCGGGUCCUGGGUCGCUGCUCGCUCCCUCCCCUCCCCGCGGUUAGCUCCGGCCUGCGGAAGGGAGCCUCCUCCAGGCCCCCGUCCCAUCGCCCCAGACCGAUGCCGACUGACCUCAUCGCUGCGAGGAUUUCCUAGGCUGAGGAAGGAGGACUGGAAGGGAGGAAGAACUGGAAGCAUCCAGAGAAAUCUGAACCCAGAUCCAGGGAUUCCACUGCUUUGUCAAGCACUUUGUGCAUGGAAAAGAAAAAAAAGUGAUGUCUUUCAUCUCCGCCCCCCCACCUCUCUAUUCGUUGCUUUGUGUCGCCUAUGUGAUAAUGUUGGUUCUUUUCGCCAAAUAUUCCUCAGCUUUAGACAGCACUUCAUCUUUGCUUACUUCGUUGGUCUCAGAAAAACAGCUCUCUCCUGCUUGCCACAUUUGCUGAAUAGGUGAAAAUCAGAUAUCAUACACUGAACUGAUCCAGUGCUUUGAAAAUGACUUGGAAAUGUCCUUUAGUGUCCUUCAUACUUGCCGCACUAACUCUUUCAACCACAUUUUCUCUCCAACCAGACCAGCAAAAGGUUCUACUAGUUUCAUUUGAUGGAUUCCGUUGGGAUUACUUAUAUAAAGUUCCAACACCCAAUUUUCAUUAUGUUAUGAAGUACGGUGUUCAUGUAAAGCAAGUUACUAACAUUUUUAUUACAAAGACCUACCCUAACCAUUAUACUUUGGUAACUGGCCUCUUUGCAGAGAAUCAUGGGAUUGUUGCAAAUGACAUGUUUGACCCUAUUCUAAACAAAUCUUUCUCUUUGGAUCACAUGAAUAUUUACAAUUCUGACUUUUGGGAAGAAGCAACUCCAAUAUGGAUCACAAAUCAGAGAGAGGGACAUACUAGUGGUGCAGCCAUGUGGCCGGGAGCAGAUGUAAAAAUACAUAAGACCUUUCCUACUCACUACAUGCCUUACGAUGAGUCCGUUUCAUUUGAAGACAGAGUUACCAAAAUUAUUGAAUGGUUUACAUCAAAGGAGCCCAUAAAUCUUGGUCUUCUCUACUGGGAAGACCCUGACGAUAUGGGCCACCAUUUAGGACCUGACAGUCCACUCAUGGGGCCUGUUAUUUCAGAUAUUGACAACAAGUUAGGAUAUCUCAUACAAAUGCUGGAAAAGGCCAAGUUGUGGAAUGUUGCGAACCUAAUCAUCACAAGUGAUCAUGGAAUGACCCAGUGUUCUGAGAAAAGGGUGAUAGAACUUGACCAAUAUCUGGAUAAAGACCACUAUACCCUGAUCGACCAAUCUCCAGUAGCAGCCAUCUUGCCUAAAGAAGGCAAAUUUGAUGAAGUCUACGAAGCGCUAGUUCAUGCUCAUCCUAAUCUUACUGUUUACAAAAAAGAAGAGCUUCCAGAAAGAUGGCAUUACAAAUACAACAGUCGAAUCCAGCCCAUCAUAGCAGUGGCUGAUGAAGGGUGGUAUAUUUUGCGGAAUAAGUCGGAAGACUUUCUGUUAGGCAACCACGGUUAUGAUAAUGCAUUAGCAGAAAUGCAUCCAAUAUUUUUAGCCCACGGGCCUGCCUUCAGAAAGAAUUUCAUGAAAGAAGCCAUGAACUCCACAGAUCUGUACCCACUGCUGUGCCACCUCCUCAAUAUCACCGCCAUGCCACACAAUGGAUCGCUCAGGAAUGUCCAGGAUCUGCUCAGUUCAGCACCUCCAGGGGCAAUUCCUUACACACAGAGUACUACGCUCCUCUUUGGGAGUGUUGAACCAGAAUAUGAGCAAGAGGAGUCAUACCCAUAUUUCAUAGGGGUCUCUCUUGGCAGCAUUAUAGUGAUUGUAUUUUCUGUAAUUUUCAUUAAACAUUUAAUUCACAGUCAAACACCUGCCUUACAAGAUAUGCAGGGGGAACUAUCUCAACCAUUAUUGCAAGCCUAAUGCUAGCCUGAAGUGGAAUUGUGUAUUGAAGAGGAGAUUGCAUAGUUCUGUCGGUGUUUAAAGGUUUCAAGUUCUAAAAAACCAGUUGCAGGCAUUUGCAGAAACAUCAAGGAAUGAUUUACAUAUUUAGGUCACAGUAACAUACAUACACACAGAUAGGCCAAAAUAGUCUUACCUGCAAAGGAUUAAAAAUGUGAGAGUAUGUCUCCAUUGUUCUCUUUAGUUUAGGGUUAGGUAAAAUCCUGCUUUAUUUGGACUUGGUACAUAAAAUGUAUAUAUUCAGCAACUUUGCACUAUUUAAAGUACCUUGUACAUUGCACUUUAAAUUACUCUCCUAUUGAGUACUUCUAUUUGAAAUGCACUUUAUGGACAAUUAUGUCCUAGAUCUUGGUUGAAAACAACUUUUUGCACCUGUAUCACAAAGUACUACUUAUUCACUGUUCUAACUGGAUGAAAUUUCUAGUGAUUCCUGAAUAAGGUAGAAAUCUAUUUCCUUAAAUUGGGAGAACAACUAAAAAGUGGCAACUGUUGAAAAUUAAAUGUGAUAAACUUUGUACCUUUAAUUUUGGAGAGAUGUAUUCCCUUGGUCAAUUGCAUCUGUGGGCAUUUCUUGUCAUAUUUCUUUCCCCAAAACAUGUGUUUUCCUUUAUUUUUCCCCCACAAAGAGAUUGAAAUACUGACAGAUUCCUUGUCAUAAAAUUAAUUAUUGCUAUUUCCUGAUUAGUCAUAUUACUCUGAUUUUUAUAAUAAUGAAGAUACCAUGAAUAUACAUUUAAUAUACAUUUCUUUCUUAGGUAGGUCAGCAGCGGCCUGAACCUAAGAGGCUAGGCACCAUCUCAGCAAUGUUUUUCUUGUCUAUAAUUAUUUGCUUCUUUGAAAACUAAAUCAUUAUUAAUAGCAUUAAAAAUCAAAUUAGAUAAAACAGUGUUUUGUUUUUUUUUUUUUCUUUUUGGUAGCAUGUGGUAACGGAGCACAAUCUUUUAGAUUUGCACAUUUGGAGAUCCAGAGUUGGAAAACAGCACAAAUCAUACUUGGUAAAAUAUAGGCCACUUAAUUCUUGAAAAGAGCCAUGUGGAACCUGAAGAAAAAAAUUUAGGAAGACCACAUUUGAGAUGUUCAUACUCUACCUAGAACAAUGGUAAUGAGUGCUUACUGGCAAAAAUUAGCAAAAGAGCGCUUAUUGGUAACAAGUAUUAAAACAGAGGAACUGAGAUACAUAGCCCAAGACUUACUUGAAUAUCCACCUGCAAGGUGCUCAGUGGAAUCAAGGAUGGAUCCAAGUCCACAAAUAGACUCCUAGCACUGGCUAGUGUUUUUCACUAGCCUUGUCAUCUCAUCCACCUUCUUUCCAACAACGUAAGGCUGUGCUUUAGAUUUCAAAAUAGUUAAGUUUGGGAGAACCAUGGAGUUACAUAGGGUUUCUUAGAGAAAAGAGGAAAUCUUAAAACAGGCAUGUGGCUAAUGAGUAGACAGAAUGGUCUAACUACUUUAGAAAGAAAGGACAAAUUGGAUGUGAAGAACAAAAGUGACAGAGUUAAAAAUAUAACUGAAUUGAAGUCCUUCUAAAAUUAGGUGAAUAAAUUAUUUUUUAAGUGCUAAAGCUAAAGGAACAUUAGCACCUAAUUCUCAUUUUAUUAUAAAACCUCUUAAGAGGAUGUAAUUGAAUAAUAGGAAAUAGCCUACAGAUUUAAAAACUGAACAUUUAAAUGGUAAAGGGAAGACACUCCCCAGAAGUUUAUAUUCUGGAUUAGACAUCCCAGGAUACUUGCUUGAGCACUCAUGUUAGCUUGCUUUGUAGCUGUUGAGAUGUCAUUAUAAUGACUGGAAGAUGAAAUGAGUCCAUUGUAAAACAUGACUGUUACAAUCUGUCCAUCUAAAUGAUUUGUUGCAUUAAAAUCAUUUUAGAAGGUGCUAUUACCUUAGUAGUAAGAAGAAAGUAAAUGCUGUAACAUUGAUGAAAGCAUUAAAAUUCUGAUUCGAAGAUUUGA
Nycticebus coucang (slow loris) is the source of this 3940-nucleotide messenger RNA. RefSeq names its product ectonucleotide pyrophosphatase/phosphodiesterase family member 5 (gene ENPP5). NCBI's taxonomy places the organism in Eukaryota, Metazoa, Chordata, Mammalia, Primates, Lorisidae. The coding region runs from base 522 to 1952 and encodes 476 amino acids. The transcript is spliced from 5 exons. The record is from RefSeq and is a predicted model, not a curated record.